Molecule: messenger RNA, 5127 nt
Organism: Gigantopelta aegis
Lineage: Eukaryota; Metazoa; Mollusca; Gastropoda; Neomphalida; Peltospiridae
Product: CREB3 regulatory factor-like
Exons: 7
Coding region: 1436-3325 (629 amino acids)
Biological process (GO): response to unfolded protein; regulation of transcription by RNA polymerase II
Cellular component (GO): nucleus
Molecular function (GO): RNA polymerase II transcription regulatory region sequence-specific DNA binding; DNA-binding transcription factor activity, RNA polymerase II-specific
Source: RefSeq, a predicted model, not a curated record
UUUGUACCGUUUUAAAACUUUGGAUUAUUCAUCUUGGCCACUGCAUGUCCACGUGGUAUACAUUGUCAUGGAAACGUCGUGACAUCAGUUAUAAUUAAAGAUGAUACUUGUAGUGAUAUGUAACAGUAACAUACGUGUGUACUUAGACGAAUUCAUACCUUUUAUGUAGAACUAUAUUGAUGAUCGGCUGAAUCAUUGGCCUAUGACAUGUAGUUAGUAAACUGUGUUAUUUAACCCAAGUACAACCAUUUGUGUGAUUAGUAAUAAUACAUUUAAAUAACGUGAUUUAAUAUUAAAAGCAUAUCGAAAGUAUAAUUUUUAAUUAAAAAGUACAUUUAUGCAUGGAACAUUUUGUUUAAUUUUUAUUUUUUUAUUUUGAUUAGCUAUAAUAUGAACAAGCGUGUGUGCAGGGAAUUGUGCAUGGUAGGGGCCAUACUGGCAAGCGACGUUUUUAGAGGGUGGGGAUCCUCUGAAAAUACUUUUUAAAACGAAGUUUUAAUGAUUGAUAUUCAGCAGUAGGCCUAUUUUCAUGUCCCACCACUAACGACCAUAUAUGUAUGAUAUGCAAUAUAACAAUUUGAAUUUGCAUAUAUAAAUAAAUAAAUUAAUUAAUUAUUUAUUUAUUUUAUAUUCUAUUAUUGUAAAAAUAGCUGAUUUAUAAAUCUGUGCCCAUCGUGUGUGUUCACGUACAUCUGAUUCUGUGCUUACGUAAUUAAUAAAACUAAAUAAAACUCGAGGGUCUUUUUUAAGUUCUGUAACUUUUCCUGUUACCUUUAUAAAACUAUAAUUUAUAGGUGCAUAAAUUUGGCUGCUAUGUGAGUAGAAACACGUACUGUUAUUAAUAUCAACCAAUCGCGGCGUCCUUCCUUAAUACAGAUUUACCGGGCUGAGCGUUAAAAGUUAAUUCCAAGAAUUCCAUUCACCCUUUGGACAUAACGAAACCAGGAAAUAACCGGACACUGAUAGACUAUUUUGAAAAGACACUGUAAAUAAUUAAUCUUCCGUACACAAUCAUACCAAGUCUACAAUAUCCAAGGUUAACGGGUUCAGAUAUUUCUAAACAGAAAGGGUGUGUGUGUGGGCCAAACCCCGUGCAACUCAGCGCUUUGUAAUGUACACGUUUUGUUCGUUUCGUUGUCGUCAGCUGAUUACGGGGAAAUCCCAGGUAGCGUUCUAUUUUUAGACGGCGUACUGUUCAUACGCUGUUCAUUUCUUACCAACCAGUCAGAAUAGAAAUAGUAUAUAUAUUUUUAAUGGACACGUAUAUUAGUACUACGUCUGUUUGUAUUAAUUAAUGGUUUGAGUUAAUUACACUUGUCCACCUCAGCCAAACAGGACAUAUUUGUACACAAAUUACAGACAGAAAUUCAACCUUUGGAACAGGUUUAGAAAUCCUGCUUGGAGAAUUAACAAAGGGACACAAAAAGAACUCCCAAUGACUAUUGACUUGAAACAGCAAAAGGCAAACCUAUCUGGAAACAUGGAUUUUGUUCCAGAUCCCGACUUCUACAACUUACAAAGUGACCAUGCUUUACCCAGUGUUGAAGUAGCUGCCUAUGCGGCCAGUCCCAACUCAUUGUUCAUGUAUGAACAGGAAAAAUUUGACAUGCAGAAUUCAUUAAGUGGAUUGUGUGGAAACAACAACUGCUCAAGCAUUGAAAGUUUCACCCCGAUGGACUCGGAUUUCGACUUGAAUCCACAGUUUGAGUGCUCCAGCAUGGACCUGUCCUUGAUGACCAACCUAUAUGCAUCAUCAACAGCAUCCUCUCCAGACAGUUGGAACCCUGUGGCCGUAAAACUGGAGCCUGGUCUGAACGACAUGUUGUUCAAGCCGACAACGGGGCCAACAUUGGCCGAACUCAACAUGGAGGAAUCACUGCUGGACGAUUCUGCGAACACCGAAUCUGGAUUUACCGUGUCCAAGAACAGAACAGUGAACGAUGGUACCUCGGUGUCGUCAACGGUAUCGUCUACCGCCAGCGUACCGCCAUCUUGUGUCAGCAGUACCUCUUCGUCACCACACUUCAGUAACUUGCUGCCAAGUGUUCCGAAGUGCAGUUCGUGGAACGUGCGCGGCACAAAAUCCAGUUGCACGAAGGACCGAUAUUGUCCGUCAAGCUCAACAGUUCAGAGUCCCGAAUACGAUGACAAGACGGUGCUGCACACACUGUUGCAGCUUGGCAGACCGACAGGUUUACCAUCUACACAGACUCAGUCAGGUUCAUCUGACCCUUCAAGUUCUCAGUCAUUGGCAUCAGUGGGUCCGACAAACUGCCGGAUGCCCAUGGCGACCAUGGGACAGACCCAGCCCUAUCCACAGACCUCGGUGAAGCACACGCACGCCAACGCACGGACCUCGGUCGGGUUAAGUCGGUCUGCUAAAGUUUCAGACAUUGAUCAUGAAACUGUGGAGGAAAAGUGGAAAGAAAUUGAGAAAUUCAUUCACGAACCUGUUGCAAGUCCAUCGUCGUCAACGUCAACAACGCAGAGUAAAAGAAGUCGAAACUAUUCUGGCAGUUCAGCGAUUACCUCUGGUGACGAUGUUGACUCUGACAAUGACGAUGAUGGUGACGAUGCAUACAGUGAAAAAGAUUCCGACCUCGAUGAUGACAUCUCCGAUGAAGAAUCUGAUCAGUUUUCUCCUUUGGAAGAGUCCCUUCCUGGAAGUGGCAAGAAAAAGGUGAAGCAGUUCUUCUGGCAAUACAACGUCCAAUCAAAAGGGCCGAAAGGAACUCGGCUUCGAUUGGCUCUCAACUCCUCCAAUCCGCACGUGCUGAGUAACUUUGAAGAUCCAGUGUUUGACCCAACCAACACGGUCGUGGCAGGCAUUCGCCAUGGUGGUAAAGCAAGGAAGGGUGAUGGCAAUGACAUUCAGGCCAACCCAAAGAAACUCUAUCAGAUUGGUCUCCAGAUUCGCCGUCUGAACCGGCAGAUUAACGAGGUGUCCAUGGGCAGUGAGGCAUCCUCUACUCAGAAGAACAAGUCGAGGAAGGAGAAAAACAAGCUGGCGUCGAGGGCGUGUCGCCUCAAGAAGAAGGCUCAGCACGAAGCUCACAAAGUGAAGUUGUACGGGCUUGAGUGUGAACACAAACAGCUCAUGGGAGUUCUGAAAUCCAUACGUUCAGACUUGAGGCGGCAUGUUUUUGACCCAAAACCUAAAGCCACGCCUGAGGUUUCACUUGCGAAAACAUUGGAACUUUACAUCCAGAAACAUCUCAACUGUAUGACCGCUGGUAACACAACAGAAUAUGUUAAUACUGUGAUCCGGAAGGUUGGUACCGGAGAUCCUACCGGAGGGUUGAACAUCUCAAAGAAAUCAAAGUGAUUUGUCGGCUACACCACAACAAGGUGCUGAUAGAAAGAAGAACGAAUCUCGCCCAUUCUCAGAUUCAUACAUUUACAACAAUGUGAUUGGAAUAGUUGCCAGAUUCUACUGCUUGGAACAUCUGCUGCAAUGUGGAUGCUCGAUUGUGAUACCAGUUAAAAUCACCACACUGUGGUACUGGAUAACUUGCCACAUUGUGGUACUGGAUAACUUGCCACAUUGUGGUACUGGAUAACUUGCCACAUUGUGGUACUGAAUAAAAUUGUCACAUUGUGGUACUGGAUAACUUGCCACAUUGUGGUACUGGAUAACUUGCCACCUUGUGGUACUGGAUAACUUGCCACAUUCUGCUGCUGGAGAAAUUGCCACCUUUUGCUGCUGGACAUAUUGCCACAUUUUGAUACUGCAUUAAUUGCCACAUUAUCAUACUGGAAAAUUGGCCACAUUCCUCACUGAAAAAAAUGGCCACAUUACCAUAUAAAUAAAGUGUCACAUGGUGGAACUGGAUUAUUUAUCACAUCCUAGUAAAUGGCCCCAUUUUACUGGCUAUAGAUGUUGGUGAAUAAAUAGUAACUAUACACCAUUCUGCCAGUACUGAAAAAUCUGCAAUAUUAGGCAUGCAAUACUGGACAUGAUGACAGUGCCAGCCAGUGGUUCUUCAACAGACACAUUAUUGCCAGUCGAAGAAAUACGGGAAAAACAGUUGCCACAGUAUAAUAUUGAUGGUGCGAAGACUGGAUGGUGUCCCACACAUUUACUUAAACAGUGGUUAAGAAGUAAGACUAGUGGAAAACUAGAGACAGUUGCCAAUGUCAUGACUAGAAGAAUAAGAGGACAAAUUUUCUGUUUGAAAUGGAUAAAGAAACUUUCAUAUUGCCACAGUUUUUGAGUGGCAAAAGAAAAAAAAGAGUUACAAAUGGCUACAGGGUUUUUUAACUGGUGGAAAAAUAAAUACAUUGCCAAUGUUCCUGAAUGGUGAACAGAGUUUUUUUAACCGGCAGAAAAAGUUACAAAUGGCUACAGUUUUAACUGGUGUAAAAACUAAAUACAUUGCUAUUGUUUCUGAAUGGUGGACAAACUGUCAAAGCCAUUGUUUUUGAAUGGUGGACAAACUGUCAAAAUGAUGUGUGCUGACGAUCGUCUGCAGUCUACUGUAUGUUAAACUCUGCUUUCAGAAUUAAACUCUGCUUUCAGAAUUAAGCUGUAGUUCAGAACUGGACUAACUGCUAUGUUGUUGACAUUGACAGUGGUUUCUUAACUAUUAUGCCACAUGGUGGUAUGCCUAUCUGUGAUGCAAAGACAUGUCUGUUCUUUAAUUUAAUAAAGAAAACCUGUUGACUAGGUCAGAUGUGGAGAACCUGUGAAUGAAAGCUUUAAAAUUUCUUAUUUCAGAAAAAAUUAUAUUCUCAUGCUGAUUUAUUGUUAUUCUCAUACUGUCUCUGUUACAUAUGUAUAUUGCUUCAACUGUGGAUAAAACGGUUUGAAUAAUAACAUUCUAAAACAUGUACAUCGUUGUUAAUUUGUUUUUGUUUUUCUAAGUGGCAACCAACUUGUCAGAUAUUUCUAUUUUUGAAAAUAUUUGGCAUAAAAAUCAGUUGAAAUAAUGAUUAAUAUUUUAUUAAGAAUUACCAAUAUACAAUACUUUUUUAAUAAAAUAAUUGUUGUGCAAAUAUAUGUCCAUUUAUACCUAGACUUAAACUUUAUGUUGUUGGGUAUUGGUAGUAGAGAGUUCAAGAUUCUGCACACACUUAUAGUUCAUUCAUAUACUUUAUAUGUUUAAUAAAGUCAUGAAUUUCACACUU